AUGAAAUUGUUAGACGACACUUUAGACUCUAAGAGCACUGAUGUUUACUAUGAAUCAAGCAGCCGAUAUUUAUAAUUAACACUGUUUUUAGGAGCUCUAGUUUCUAAUAUAAUGUUUGGAUUUUCAUUAUCUCCAAUCACUAAAGAAAUUUCAACUAUUUAUGGAGUUUCCUAAACGUGGCUCUAAUUGUUAAGUGUGAGCUUUACCCUAUUCUCAGCAAUUAUGAUCAUCCCAGGGAAUAUUUUAAGCGAAAAAUACGGAAUAUAAUAUAAUAUAAAAUUGGGUUGUCUUCUGACAUUUAUUGGAUCCCUAAUGGCUUUGCUAGUUAAUUACUCAUUCUGGUGGCUCUAUUUUGGAGAACUAGUAUCUUUGGUUGGAUUUCCUUUUCGUUUGAUUUCUGCAUCCAAAUUUACAGCCAAUUGGUUUUACCCAAAAAACAGGAUUAUUAUAAUGGUUAUCAUCGCUCUUCUUUUUAAUUCAAGUACUGGAAUCUCUAUCAAAAUACCGCUAUUUAUAUUUGGUGACUAUAACGUAGAAUUAGAUGCCUUGAAUGAUUACUCUUAGGGUAGAACAUAUGUAUUUUAACUGAUGGCCUUCUUGGCAGGAAUUAUGUUUAUUACAACAGUUCCGGCUUUAAUAUUCUUCAAGGCCAAACCCAAGCAUCCUCCUUCAUAUAGUGCAUCUGAACAAUGCGUUAGGGAAAAUUAUACAAAAGCAGCCAAGAUGUUGAUAAAAAAUUCUGAUUAUUUAAAAUUAGCAUUUGCUUUUUCAUUAAUCUUGGGACCUGUUUUAUUACUCACAGUGCAAAUGGAAUUUGUUGUGAAACCUUUUGGGUAUAAUUUGGAAUAAAUCUCAAAUGUUAUUCUUGUAGGUGUGAUUGCAGGACUGAUAGGAGAUGUGGUUGUUGGAUCAUUUGUAAAAAAGUUAGGAAAAUAUAAAAUAGUGUUAUAAAUUUGUAAUGCUACUACUACUUUUUUUUAUGGAUUCCUUAUUUUAAGUCUUGUUCUAAAAGUUCAUUGGCUAUUUUACGUAUGUUACUUCUUUGUUUGUCUGUGUUCAAGUAUUUUGGCAUUGACAUUUGAAUUUUCAUGUGAAAUUAGUUUCCCUGUCAGUGAAACCUCCACUAUUGCAUAUUUAGGGUUAAUUGGAAAUGGAUUUAACUUUUUAUAAGCUAUUCCUGAAAUUCUUAUACUCCAAGUCGGUAAAGAGAGCACCUCUAUAAUUACUUUGAUUAUUAUGUUUGGAAUUGGAGUGUUUGGUAAUUUUGUUUCCUACUCUAUCAAUGAAAAGUUAAAGAGACAAUAAGUGGAUAAUCUUCAUGAUACGAAGUAAAAUUUAGAAUCACAAUAUGAUACUGAUUGAAUUAAUUUGUACAUAAAUAUAUAAAUUAUUUAAA
Messenger RNA from Paramecium tetraurelia, 1396 nucleotides. RefSeq lists its product as uncharacterized. Gene Ontology annotation, cellular component: membrane. The transcript is spliced from 5 exons. Gene Ontology annotation, biological process: transmembrane transport. Gene Ontology annotation, molecular function: transmembrane transporter activity. The record is from RefSeq and is a predicted model, not a curated record. NCBI's taxonomy places the organism in Eukaryota, Ciliophora, Oligohymenophorea, Peniculida, Parameciidae.